GUUACCUACCUACUUGCCUGCCUCCAUUCUCUAUCUCCUCUGCGACAUACCUAAGGUAUCUAUCUCAUAUCCAGCAUCUUGCAGCCCUUACAUUCUCCUCAAACAACCCAAGCCCCUGAACUUGCAGGACGCGAUGUCAGCCACACAGGCAGACUAUAAGGACAGGCAGUUUCUUGCAGUGAUCGGAGACGAGGAUUCCGUCACAGGAUUGCUGCUCGCCGGCAUCGGUCAUGUCACUCCUCCUCCAGAUUCCCAAAAGAACUUCCUCGUGGUAGACAGCAAGACCGAUAAUGCUACAAUUGAGGCUUGUUUCGACAGGUUCACAACGGAGCGGAAAGAUAUUGGCAUUGUCUUGAUCAACCAACACGUCGCGGAUAGGAUACGGUAUCGAGUGGACACUUACACGGCAGCCUUCCCUACCAUACUGGAGAUCCCAAGUAAAGACCACCCGUAUGACCCAGACAAGGACAGUGUUUUGCGGAGAGUCCGCCGACUGUUUGGAGAAUGAGUACGCAAAGCCGGAGACCCUUGAACUGGGUAGUCCGGGUUUACGCGCCCUGCUUCAAGAGGCCAGAUGGGAUGUGUAAUCUCGAUGGGUAUUCAUUUUGAAUUUAGGGCGGAAGAUAAGAGUAAUGUCCUAGGAUACUCAUUACUGCCGCCAUGAGCUUGCGUAUGCUUUCAGACAACGAUGCAGACUAAGAACUGGAAGAAGACGCAGCAAACUUCAAGAAACCAAUAAUGCAGACAACAAACUGUCAACAGGCAACAGAUAACACCCCAUCCAAUGCUAUGUUACUCUCAUCAUGGCUCAUUCGCCUAAAACCCCCAGUGCUCUUGCAGG
Molecule: messenger RNA, 841 nt
Organism: Phialemonium atrogriseum
Lineage: Eukaryota; Fungi; Ascomycota; Sordariomycetes; Cephalothecales; Cephalothecaceae
Product: ATPase, V1 complex, subunit F
Exons: 4
Coding region: 134-508 (124 amino acids)
Biological process (GO): proton transmembrane transport
Cellular component (GO): proton-transporting V-type ATPase, V1 domain; fungal-type vacuole membrane
Molecular function (GO): proton-transporting ATPase activity, rotational mechanism
Source: RefSeq, a predicted model, not a curated record